AUGAGUCGAAUUUUCUUCGCGUUCUUCUAUUUUUCACUUUUCGUUUUUCUUCAAUCUUGUGAAAUCAAGAAAACCAAUUUGUAUUAUACUUAUGAUAGUGAAAGUGAUAGUCUAACUGGUCAUUAUGAAAGAUCAACUUAUGAUAGUGAUUCUGGAAAUGUUACAAUUGCUAAAUGGAUUGAGACAAUUGAGGGACCAUUGUUGAAACCACCAACUACUACAACUACAACUACGACCACUACAACAACUCCAAGUAUAGAUUGGACAACGCGUUCAUGCCCCAAUGGUUGGACGAAAUCUAGUCGUGGAACUUAUAACUAUUGCUUUAUGGCAAAGUAUAAUCAAGGAAUUAGUCAAAACAGUGCUCGAAAUGAUUGCGAAAACGAUGGUGGAAGUCUAGCAGGGUUUCAAACAAAUUCAGAACGAACAACUAUGAUGAGUAAGGUUUUUUUCAGUUGAAAUUUUAAUCAUUUAGAUGCGAAGAAAUACCGUUUUUCCCACUAAAAGAGUUGGAAAGCAUUGAAAAAAGAUUGUCUAACAAACCGAUUUCCAGAGAAAGCACAAACAGCAUUUUAUCCGAAAAAUGAAGCUGCAGCAUUUAGUAAUGUAUGGAUUGGACUCGAAAGCUCUAAUUGUGUUAAGUACAAAGCAAAUAGUUUCUCCUGGAUGGAUAUGACAGAUGGUACAGCUGGAUUGAAUUGGGCAAGUCAACAGCCAGAUUGUACAGGGUGAGCUAGGAAAACUUAAGGGAGAGUCCGAAAAACAAAAAAAAGUUCACUCCUGUCCAUUUCUGUUCAAACUAAAAUAUUUUUCUUCAACGUUGAAUAACUAUGAUUAGAAUUCAGUUAGCUAUAAGUAGAUCAUUUUUUUUAAAUCAAAAUUGGUCAGGAAAAAUAUAAGUUGGUUUUUGGGCGCCCCGUGAUAAUAUCUAGAAAUUUAAUAUGUUUUAUAUUUAUAGAUCUUCCCAGCCAUGUGUAGUGAUGAAUGUGUCGAGUGGUACAUUUGAUGAUAUUUCUUGUAUUCCAACAAAUGGUUAUCCGUUGGUCGGUUACAUUUGUGGACUUCGUGCAAAUCUAUAA
This is a messenger RNA of Caenorhabditis angaria, 1079 nucleotides long. The record is from the annotation of a GenBank genome assembly. Lineage: Eukaryota; Metazoa; Nematoda; Chromadorea; Rhabditida; Rhabditidae.